Molecule: messenger RNA, 1453 nt
Organism: Musa acuminata subsp. malaccensis (wild Malaysian banana)
Lineage: Eukaryota; Viridiplantae; Streptophyta; Magnoliopsida; Zingiberales; Musaceae
Product: 26S proteasome non-ATPase regulatory subunit 6
Biological process (GO): proteasome-mediated ubiquitin-dependent protein catabolic process
Source: RefSeq, a predicted model, not a curated record
CCAGAAGGAGGAGAUCGAGGGAACCAGCAGAAGGAAGAAGAAGAAAGAGAGGCGAAACGAGGGGGAAAUGGAGGCGCAACAGGGCACUCAGGAGCUGCACCUCGCGCUCGCCCACAAGCUCUUCCUCCUCUCCCACCCCGACAUCGACGACAUCGAGAAGGUCCGCCUCCGCGAUGAGGUCCUCGAUGCCGUCAAAACCGACGACAUGUCCUCCCUGUACGAAACCCUGGCCGCCGCCUCGGUGCUGGAGAUGGACGCCACGGUUCUUGAUUCCAUGAGGAGGAGGAUCGACAACGAGCUCAAGAAGCUCGAUGACAAGAUUGCUGAUGCUGAAGAAAACCUUGGAGAAAGUGAAGUACGUGAAGCUCACUUAGCUAAGUCCCUGUUCUACAUUCAGAUUGGCGACAAGGAUAAGGCAUUAGAGCAGCUCAAAACAACUGAAGGAAAAACUGUUGCUGUUGGUCAAAAGAUGGAUCUGGUCUUCUAUACAUUACAACUUGGUUUAUUCUACAUGGACUUUGAUCUUAUUUCCAAGUCCAUUGACAAGGCUAAGAAUUUAUUUGAGGAAGGUGGUGAUUGGGAGAGAAAGAACCGGUUAAAAGUAUAUGAAGGUUUAUAUUGCAUGGCCACCAGAAACUUUAAGAAGGCAGCCAAUUUGUUUUUGGACUCAAUAUCGACCUUCACAACUUAUGAGCUAUUGUCUUAUGAUACCUUCAUUUUCUACACUGUCCUAACAAGCAUUAUAUCAUUGGACAGAGUAUCACUUAAACAAAAGGUUGUGGAUGCACCUGAAAUCCUUACAGUGAUUGGCAAGAUACCACAUCUAUCUGAAUUUCUUAACUCGCUCUAUGGCUGCCAGUACAAGUCAUUUUUUUCUGCAUUCUCUGGGCUGACUGAGCAAAUAAAGUUAGAUCGCUAUCUACAACCUCAUUUCCGGUUUUACAUGAGGGAAGUUCGAACAGUUGUCUAUUCCCAGUUCCUUGAAUCAUAUAAGAGUGUGACUAUGGAAGCAAUGGCGACAGCUUUUGGAGUUUCUGUUGAUUUUAUUGAUCUGGAAUUAUCUCGGUUCAUAGCUGCUGGGAAGCUUCACUGCAAGAUCGACAAGGUUGCCGGUGUUUUGGAGACGAACAGACCCGACGCAAAAAAUGCACUUUACCAGGCAACCAUCAAGCAAGGGGACUUCUUAUUGAACCGAAUCCAGAAGCUCUCUCGUGUGAUAGACUUGUAAUCGGAUAAUGUUUUCCUGUUCCCACUCGGAAACUUGUCUUCACGACUUCAUCUACAUCUUUGACAGCUUUUUGUAGUUGCAGCACUUUCAUAUUAGAUUGCAACUCUUAUUGAUCCCUGUCCUCGAGAACUACUACUGUCUUCAAGCCUUUGCCUUGAGAAACUAUAUUCAGUAGUAUUAUUGGACUUAUUUUUAAUGGAAUUGCUUUGACCUCCUAGUUUUAUU